AUGGCUUCAUUCGCUGCUGCCCCUCCUAACACACAUGCUGGCGGAGAUGACGAAGCACUCCGGACACAUGGAACGAUACCAAUGAACGAUCCACCAGUCUACGCCGAUGAGAGAGUCAACAUGGAGGAAUACAAGAACUCAGUACCUUGGUGGAAGAGAGUGUACCAAGACAGUUUCACCCAGAUGCUGCUUCUAUCUAUGCAAAGUUUCUGUGGUCCAGCCAUGGCAGAUGCCAUCGCAGGUCUUGGUGGUGGCGGUCUUGCUUCGGCUCAAACAAACAACAUCGCCAACGCUAUCAACUACGUUAUGCUCGCACUGGUCUGCUUUCUAGGCGGUCCUCUUGUCAACAAGCUCGGUGUCAAGUGGUCGUUGGUCAUCGGAGCCAUGUCUUUCCCUAUCCAAGGAUCGUCAUACUAUUGCAACAGCAAGUUUGGCAACCAAUGGUACAUCAUCUUUGGCGGUUUUAUCUCUGGAAUUGGCACGGGAGCAUGGUAUGUCGCAGAAAGUGGCACUAUUAUGUCUCUCGCACCUUCCGGGGCACGUGGAAAGUACCUCGCCUUCUGGAUCGUGGCCCGUAACUUGGGCCAAUUAGUCGGAGGAGCAAUCAACCUUUCAAAGAACCAUUUGAAAGGUGCUGAAGCCGGUGUCACUCCCGAGACCUACAUCGCCUUUUUGAUCAUUGAGUGUCUCGCACUGCCAUUCGCCCUGAUGAUCUCUCCUCUCGAACGCGUGGUCAGGUCAGACGGUACCCGUAUCUUGGUCUCUGAGAAGAUUGGAACAAAGCAAGAAUUCAAGCUCAUCAAAACAACCAUGGCCUCUAGCUUGAUCGUCUUGUCUGCCGCUUGGGCUAUGUGGUCAUUCUUCUACUCCGGCACUUGGAGCACCUACCUCGGUAUCUACUUCUCCGUCCGCGCUCGCGCUCUAUCCUCCCUAAUCUCUCCAUUCUUCUGCAUCGUCGGCUGCUUCGGCCUCGGCUUCAUCCUCGACAUGAAAUCCCUCAGCCAACGCCAACGCGCCCGCCUCGGUCUCUUCGUCGUCGUCAUCCUAAACCUAGGCGUCUACAUCUGGUCCAUAAUCAUGCAAACAAAAUUCAACGCCCACUCCCCCGGCCGCAUCGAUUGGGACGACUCACUCUACCCCUCCGCCUUCCUUCCCUACUUUUUCGUACAGACCACUGGGCCACUCUCGCAAUCGUAUAUGUAUUGGUUGCUUUCGUCGUUCGCGACCGACGCUCAAGCAAAUGUGCGCAAUGGAGCUGCGUUUAGGUGUUUGGAGGCUAUUGGGCAAGCGAUAAGUUAUGGUAUGAAUACGCAGACGGAGGCUUCUCCGUUGAUUGGGAUGGGUGUGAGCUUUGGGCUUAUGGCUUUGGCGACUGCACCGAUGGUGUUGUUGACGAAUAAGACGCCUGAUCGUAUUCCUGCUGAUGUUAUCUUGGAGGGGCAGGAGGCGAGUGAUGCAAAGAUUGGAUACGAGCCUGAGGUCGUUACUGGAAAGGUGGAUCAGAAGUGA
Molecule: messenger RNA, 1509 nt
Organism: Aureobasidium namibiae CBS 147.97
Lineage: Eukaryota; Fungi; Ascomycota; Dothideomycetes; Dothideales; Saccotheciaceae
Product: MFS general substrate transporter
Exons: 6
Coding region: 1-1509 (502 amino acids)
Biological process (GO): transmembrane transport
Molecular function (GO): transmembrane transporter activity
Source: RefSeq, a predicted model, not a curated record